Messenger RNA from Monodelphis domestica (gray short-tailed opossum), 2153 nucleotides. Lineage: Eukaryota; Metazoa; Chordata; Mammalia; Didelphimorphia; Didelphidae. The record is from RefSeq and is a predicted model, not a curated record.
GAGUCACUGGGAGCGGCUGGCUGGUGGGGACUAACGGGUCAAGCGAGGCUUCUUUGCCUCGCUCUGAGCGGUACCUGGCCUCGGGAUCCCAGGAGGAAUCAGUACCUAUUUCAGGCAGUGCCGGAGGGCAGCGGCUCAGUCCAGCGGCCGGAGGCCUCGUCUCGGAUUGGGACGCUCCUGGGCCCAGGUGUCGUCCUCCCGGAAGGCUCUCCCUGGCCCGGCACGUCUCGAAAGCGCUCUUUGACGGCUCUCCCUCCCUGGCAGUGCGGCCCCCCUUUCCCCACUCCCGCUCCCACCUCUUCCUUCUCCGCCCCCUCCCCCAUCCGCUCCUACCGGCCGAGCUCGCGCACCUGGAAACCCAGCGUUCGCCCGUAACGUAGGCAACAGGUGUCCCUCUCCGCCGGACCCCCUGGCUCUCGGCUCCCGUUCUCACACGUCGGGGCCCGACUGGGAUGUGUCAGCAUGUCUGACGUGACCAAGCAGCUGAAGGAGCUCGUGUGGGGACCCAAGGCCGGCCCGGGGCUCUCCGAACCCAUCUUCGGCCGCUGGACCCAAGGCUUUGUGUUCAGCGAGUCCGAGGGCUCGGCCCUGGAGCAGUUCGAAGGGGGCCCCUGCGCCGUCAUCGCGCCGGUGCAGGCCUUCCUCCUGAAGCAGCUGCUCUUCACCUCGGAGAAGCCCUCCUGGAGGGAGUGCCGCGAGGACGAGCGGAAGGACCUGCUCUGCCACACCCUGAGUGACAUCCUGGAGGCGGCCGGCUUCGACUCCUCGGGCCCCUACUGCCUGGUAGCCUGGCUCCGAGGCAAGGAGGCCCUGGCCCUGGCCAACCGGCCCACAGCUGCGGGCGAGUGCAGCUGCCCUGAGGGCUUCUCCCCGGGCCUGGCGGGCCAGGAGCAGCUGGGCUUCGAGCGCUUCCACUCGCUCAUCCACAAGAUGUCGUUCAAAAGCUUCCCGGAGCUCAAAGACGCCAUCUGGGAGCAGUACUCCAUGUGGGCCAACAAGUUCGGGGUGCUGCUCUUCCUCUACUCCGUCAUCCUGACCAAAGGCAUCGAGAACAUCAAGAACGAGAUCGAGGACUCGGCCGAGCCCCUGAUCGAUCCCGUCUACGGGCAUGGGAGCCAGAGCCUGAUUAACCUGCUGCUGACCGGCCACGCCGUUUCCAACGUGUGGGACGGAGACAAGGAGUGCUCCGGAAUGAAGCUCCUGGGAAUCCACAAGCAAGCCACCGUGGGCUUCCUGACCCUCAUGGAGUCGCUCAGUUACUGCAAGGUGGGCUCUUACCUGAAGUCCCCCAAGUUCCCCAUUUGGAUUGUGGGGAGUGAAACCCACCUUACUGUCUUCUUUGCCAAAGACAUGGCCUUGGUGGCUCCCGAGACGCCUUCUGAGCAAGCCCGCAGGAUUUUCCAGAACUAUGACCCUGAGGAUAACGGAUUCAUUCCCGACUCGCUGCUGGAGGAUGUGAUGAAAGCCCUGGACCUGGUUUCAGAUCCUGAGUAUGUCAACCUCAUGAAAAACAAACUGGACCCUGAAAGGCUGGGAAUCAUCUUGCUGGGGCCCUUCCUUCAAGAGUUCUUUCCAGAACAAGACUCCAGCAUCCCGGAGUCCUUCACCGUGUAUCACUACAAUGGCCUCAAGCAGUCCAACUUCAACGAGAAAGUCAUGUAUGUAGAAGGCACUGCAGUCGUGAUGGGUUUUGAAGACCCGCUGCUCCAGACAGACGACACUCCCGUUAAACGCUGUCUCCAAACCAAGUGGCCAUCCAUAGAAUUGCUCUGGACCACCGAUCGGUCUCCUUCACUCAACUAACUGGCCAGCUGUUUGUGAAGAAGAUAUCCCAUACAGAUGUUGAGAAGAUAUUUAAAGAGAUGCCAUACUUCGAAAGAAACUUAGACACUGGUUUAUUUCAUUGAUAAACUGUAAAUAAUUAAAACCACUCAAUGUCUGAGAUAUAUUUGUUUGACUUGUUUUAAAAUCUCUUCUGCUAAAAUGUGUCAUUUGGGGCAAUCAUAACAUUAACAUAAAAACUCCAUAUGUUCAAUAAAAUACAUCUCUGAACUGUCAAAGAGAACGGUCCACCCCUAACUGGUCAGUGACAAUUGCCCAAUGCUCUACUCUCUGUAAUGACAUGACAAAAUUAAAGGUAUUCAUGAACUCCA